Molecule: messenger RNA, 601 nt
Organism: Carica papaya (papaya)
Lineage: Eukaryota; Viridiplantae; Streptophyta; Magnoliopsida; Brassicales; Caricaceae
Product: Bifunctional inhibitor/lipid-transfer protein/seed storage 2S albumin superfamily protein
Source: RefSeq, a predicted model, not a curated record
UGCCAAAUUAAGUCUAUAAAUUCAUGCAUGAAUAGUACUGUGAUUGAGAGACAACCAAUUACAGUUAGUAAUGGCAUUAAUUAGUUCUUCAAAGGCAACAACUAUAUUUCUAAUGCUUAAUGUCUUAUUUUUCACGUGUUUAGUGCCGCAAGUAUCCGUUACGUCCUCGGCAGAGCCCUUGGUUGCCUCCCUCGACCCUAAGGAAACGGGAAGGUGCUCUAAAGAUACCCUUGAGUUUGGGGUUUGCGGGAGCUGGUUGGGACUGGUUCAUGAGGUUGUUGGGACCAAACCCAGUGACGAAUGUUGUAGAUUGAUUGCAGGUGUGGCAGAUCUUGAAGCAGCAGUCUGUUUAUGCACUGCCAUUAAGGCUAAUGUGUUGGGAGUUAUCAACCUCAAAAUACCUGUUGCCCUUACUUUGCUUGUCAAUGCAUGUGGUAAGAAGGUUCCGCAAGGAUUUUUAUGUUCUUAAAACUCAGUAAUCUCUCUCUUAAUUACUUUCUAUCCUUUACCCCUCCUACCCAUAUCCCCAAAGUAAAUGGAUAGUAAUCCUGACUUCUAUGUAUAAUUAUGACUUGAUUUAUUACUUAAGUUAGUAGACUAA